AUGGCCAAUCGCACGGUAUCCGAUGCCAUUGCUGUCCAUGGCAAAGAUCCCCAGCAUCUGGUGGAAAAGAUUAUUCGUGAGCGCAUCUACGAUUCGCUAUACUGGAAGGAACACUGUUUUGGCUUAUCAUCUGCGACACUUAUGGAUAAGGCUGUCAAGUUGACAUACAUUGGUGGGCAAUACGCUGGUCAGCAUCCAACCGAAUUUUUAUGCUUGACGCUCAAAAUGUUGCAGUUGCAACCCGAGAAGGAGAUCGUUCACGAGCUUAUCAAACAAGAGGAUUUCAAAUAUCUACGAGCAUUGGGUGCGUUCUAUCUACGAUUGGUGGGUCGAUCCAAAGAAGUAUACCUGGCUUUGGAGCCAUUAUUAAAUGAUCCUCGGAAAUUGCGUGUGAGACAAGGCGACGGCUAUUCAUUGACAUACAUGGAUGAAUUUGUGGAUCAACUACUACACGAGGAACGCGUAUGCGAUGUCAUUUUACCACGUCUUGUCAGUCGAUACAUUAUGGAAGAAAACGACGAAUUGGAACCAAGAAAGAGUGGAUUGGAAGAGGAUCUCGAAAGUGAUCAAGGAUCAGGAUCGGAUAAUGACGACAAUGAUGAUGAUGAAAAGCGCGGUCGUCGACGUUCAAGAAGCCCUAGCUCAAGCCGCAGUCGUAGUCGUAGUCGUAGCAGCAGCAGUAGCCGAAGCCGUAGUCGUAGUCGCGAUCGUAGGAGACGUUAUCGUAGUAGAAGCAGGAGUUCUAGCCGUGAUCGUACAAGACGUUAUCGAAGUCGAAGCAGAAGCCGAGAUCGAGGAAGACGAAGAAGAAGAAGCUAUAGCAGUGAUAGUAGAAGCAGGAGCCGUGAUAGCAGACGUUGA
Molecule: messenger RNA, 861 nt
Organism: Lichtheimia ornata
Lineage: Eukaryota; Fungi; Mucoromycota; Mucoromycetes; Mucorales; Lichtheimiaceae
Exons: 5
Coding region: 1-861 (286 amino acids)
Cellular component (GO): precatalytic spliceosome
Source: RefSeq, a predicted model, not a curated record